Molecule: messenger RNA, 1581 nt
Organism: Suillus fuscotomentosus
Lineage: Eukaryota; Fungi; Basidiomycota; Agaricomycetes; Boletales; Suillaceae
Exons: 16
Coding region: 1-1581 (526 amino acids)
Source: RefSeq, a predicted model, not a curated record
AUGUCUGCCCUAGAUGUGAUGUAUGCGAAUCCAUCCCGUUUCGAGACCUUUUUUGAUGUGGCCCGGAAGCUCCCUCACAUACGGGAGGCAAACAUGUUGUCCAUUGACCCCAAGACUUGUAAUGCGAGGCUAAUCUUAGACCCCGUCACGAAUGACAGGCGAAUGAAAGUCAUGGACGAUGUCAGAGACAUAGUUCUCGAUCCGCUUCAUGAUGACUCGGGAGUCCCUUACGCACAAUUUAGGCUUCCGCAUUCGUUUAAUAUCCCCUCCGCGUUUGUAAAAUACAUUGGUACAUUUAUCGUUUGCCUCAUUCAAGGCCCAUCGCAGCACAACACUACAUUGACAAUCCCGCAACAGGAGAACAUGGCAACGUUAGCGUCCCAACAGCAAUCUGCGACGCUGUCUGAUCGUGGUAUUGGGAUCUGGCUGACGCAAUUGCCCCGAUACGCCGAAGUGGUAUCACUUACAGAUGACGCAUAUGAGGAUAACUUGGUCCGCAAGAGGGAAAUAAGUGAUCCUCCUCCCCUAGUAUACAGAGACUGGCAAGAGUUAGUCCAUCCAUUAGGCGGUACAUAUUUCUAUAAUUCCAGAAAGAACACGUAUACGUUGACGAACUUGAGGAACUCGAGAAGUCUACAGACACUCGAUGGGUUCGUAAACGCAUCACGAGCCACGGCGAAAGAAGAUGCGUGGACGUUGGUCGUCCAGCCGAUGGUCUUUAUGGGCAAAGAAAGGUUUCAAUAUUAUUAUGUAGUCCCCGGCAGUCGCAUCAUUGCCUGGCUGGAGGAUCUAGAUGGCUACAUUCUCUUCCGAGCUUGUGUCAAGCCAAGCGAAUGGAGGCACAAAAGACUUGAAUUAGAAGCUCAAUAUUGGAAACAUUUCGAGUACUUUCCACAUGAUUUGAGAAUGUCUCGAUCGGAAGUGAGAUGUAUACGAGGAGAACUGGUUUGCUACCUUGCAGAAGCAACGACUUUGAGACAAUCCACUGCGGCGUCCAUAUUCUGGACUUUGGACGAGAUGAAUCAAAUUGUCGGUCAACUGGCCUAUGUUGAAGAAAUCACGGAGAAUGAUCUGGUCCCAGAAACCGGAGUCGUAUCAUGUUGCAGAAUCAUGUACAUGCUACGACAUCACCAGUAUUUGCACCGCCAUAACCAACCUGAGGCUCGCCUAAUCCGAACACAUACAGUAAGAGAGAAGCACAGAAAGUUCAAACUUCUGCAUUUUAUGGGCAACGCCGCAGCUACGAUGUUCUGCAUGCCCAUCACUAUUGCUCGCGUCAAGAGCACUUCCGUCGAUGGUAUCAUAAAUGGGGUAGAAGUUCAGUCGUUUAUCAAUGAUUUCGGCAGUCAGACUCGAAAUCAAAUCACCCUGGCAGGUAUCUCCAUGGCCUUGGAUAUUGCUAUUCUUGCCAUCCCAUGGUGUCGGCUGUAUUUUUGCGGGCACAAUAAUACACCACUUCGGCGAGAGGAUGAGAUCUUUGGACUUUGCGGCCUAUUAUCUGCGAAAGAAGAUGGUGAUGCUUCUGGUUAUUACAAGCAUACCGACUUGUUUUUGCGUAUUGAGGUGAGCAAAAGUGAUUAA